This is a messenger RNA of Prionailurus viverrinus (fishing cat), 3190 nucleotides long. It is a transcript of the gene ARHGAP22, whose product is annotated as Rho GTPase activating protein 22. The coding region runs from base 1088 to 2860 and encodes 590 amino acids. Gene Ontology annotation, molecular function: GTPase activator activity. NCBI's taxonomy places the organism in Eukaryota, Metazoa, Chordata, Mammalia, Carnivora, Felidae. The record is from RefSeq and is a predicted model, not a curated record. The transcript has 7 exons. Gene Ontology annotation, cellular component: focal adhesion. Gene Ontology annotation, biological process: signal transduction; activation of GTPase activity.
UAAUUUGUUCAUCAUGCAUUUUUUUUACAUGUAUUUGUUAAAACACUGCAGUGAAAUGUUUACCUUGCUUAUUGAAGUUUUUGAUACCUUAAGUUUUGCUCAGGUGGGCAGUGCCUCAUUUGCCUCAUCCUGGUCCCCCCUUGCUUCGGAGAGCACUGGCUGUGCACUGCACACUCAGCUUUCAGAUGAGCCCCCCACCCCUUCCAGCCCCAGGGCUCCCCUAAGCUCCUCCCUUACAGAAUUUGGCCCACAGAACCCCGUGGGUCUCUAUUCCUCCUGCCUGGUGCUGCCACCCCCCCCCCCCCAGCUUUGCUUUGCACCUGCCCCCCCUGGUAUAUAUACCAGGGGGAAUAUAAACGUCCCAGUCUUCAGACUUUGUAAGUAUGGGCUUGUGGGCUCAUUUCACUGGGACAGAAUCCCGCCCUGGAAAGAAUGUAUCUUUAAGAUACGUAUCUUUAACUUGUCUUAAGGUAAUUUAAGUCUGGAUGGGAGGUCUGGCACUUACUAGCUGUGUGACCUUAGGAAAAUUCUAUAAACUCUCUAGACUUUAGCUGCCGCGUCUGUAAAAUGGGGACAUCAAAACUCACCUCUCUGGGCUGCACAGGACGCCUUACUUGAAGGCCGAAGCACCAGCUCUGAAGCCAGGAGCCCAGUGUUAGAUCCCAGCUCGGCGCUCCCUCCGCACCCACCCACCCACCCCCAAGCUGGGUGACCCAGACAGUUACCUGGCCUUCCUGGGUCUCCACUGCCCCACCUGGAACACAUGCCUCCCAGCCUGCGGGGAAUGGGAGCUCCUAAAGCGAGUCCUCGUCCCCCCUGUUGGAAGGGACCGUCAUUGGGAGCUGCUGGCAUUCAUUCCUCCGGAGCCUAGGAGCCUAGUAUCGCGGAGCGUUCGGGAAAAGGGGGUGAGACGUGUGAACCCGGAGCUCUUCCCGGGGGCCGGCUUCAGGCGUGGCAUUUCAGGAACUCGCAAGUGCCGGGCCCUCCCUCCCUCCAGGGUCCGGGCCCGGGGCGGGCGGCGGGCAAGACGCUACCUGCGCGCGUGCCGGGCAUUCCUGCCCCGCCGCGCCGCCGCACCGGGCGCGCCAUGGGCCUGAUGCCGGCCUCGCGGGCCUUCUCCCGGUGCUGCGCCUGCCCGCGGCCGCCCUGCCGCCUGCCCGCCUGCUGCGCGCCCGCGGCCCCAGGAAUUUUUGGGCAGCGCCUGGAGGACACGGUCCACCACGAGCGGAAGUAUGGCCCCCGCCUGGCCCCGCUGCUGGUGGAGCAGUGCGUGGACUUCAUCCGGGAGCGUGGGCUCACUGAGGAGGGGCUCUUCCGCAUGCCGGGCCAGGCCAACCUGGUGAGGGACCUCCAGGAUUCCUUCGACUGUGGGGAGAAGCCACUGUUUGACAGCACAACAGACGUGCACACGGUGGCCUCCCUGUUGAAGCUGUACCUGCGGGAGCUCCCCGAGCCUGUGGUCCCCUUCGCCAGGUACGAGGACUUCCUCAGCUGUGCCCAGCUGCUCACCAAGGACGAGGGGGAGGGGACUCUGGAGUUGGCUAAACAAGUGAGCAGCCUUCCCCUGGCCAAUUACAACCUGCUCAGAUAUAUCUGCAAGUUUCUGGAUGAAGUUCAGUCCCACUCAAAUGUUAACAAGAUGAGUGUCCAGAACCUGGCAACCGUUUUUGGACCUAACAUACUCCGGCCACAGCUGGAAGACCCGGUAACCAUCAUGGAAGGCACGUCCCUGGUCCAGCACCUGAUGACCGUCCUGAUCCGCAAACACAGCCAACUCUUCACCUCGAGGGCCGAGGAGGGGCCAGCCUCCCCACGGGGGGGCCCACCGUGCACAGUGGGGUGGGGCUCCGAGGAGGUCCCAAGGGACGGCCAGCCAGAGCCCGGCAGCCCCGGCACCCCCGGCCUGCCAUCACACAGGACCUCUUCUCUGGACGGGGCCACUGUGGUGGCGCUGUCUAGAACCUCCCCCGUGGGUCCGGGUGGCCGAGGCAGCCCCACCACUGCCACCAGCCCCGGGAAGAAGGUGCAGACUCUGCCCAACUGGAAAUCUUCCUUCUGGCAGCCGGGGGCCCGGUCAGGGAGCCCGAAGGUGGGCAGCUCCUCCCUGGAGGUGCCCAUCAUCUCCUCCGGAGGGAACUGGCUCAUGAACGGGCUGUCCUCCCUGCGCGGCCACCGCCGGGCCUCCUCGGGAGAACGGCUCAAGGAUGCUGGCUCUGCGCAGAGACUCUCCACCUACGACAACGUGCCCCCGCCCAGCGGCCUCUUUCCCAGCACUCCCAGUGUGGCCAGCACGGCGUGGUCGGGGGCCUCCUCCUGCGAGGCGUCGGCGGGGGGCUCGCUCAGCAGCUGCACAGCCUGCCGGGCCAGCGACUCGUCCGCCUGCAGCUCCCUGCCCACCGAGGGGGGCCUCGAACCCUCCCCUUUCCCCAGCAGCAGCGAGGACCGCAGAUCCCCGGACCUGGGCCGUGGCCCAGACGAGGUGGGCACCUGCAUCAGCAGCAGCGAGCCCAGUGACCCAGGCAGCCCCAGCCAGGACUAUGCCCGCUGCUCCGAGGCUCUCCAGGGCCUGGUCACAGAGCUCAGGGCGGAGCUGUGCCGGCAGAGGACUGAGUACGAGAUGAGUAUGAAAAGACUCGAAGAAGGUAGUGCCACUCUGAGGAAGCGAAUGUCGCAGCUGGAAGAAGAACUGGACCAGGAAAAGAAAAAGUACACGAUGCUGGAAAUAAAGCUGAGGAACUCGGAGCGGGCCCGGGAAGAUGCGGAGAAGAGGAACCAGCUGCUGCAGAAGGAAAUGGAGGAGUUCUUCUCAACCCUGGGAAGCCUGACCGUUGGGGCAAAAGGGGACAAGGCCCCCAAGUGAGGGAGGGGGAAGAGCUCCCUUCUGCAGCAGUGCUCGCCCCUGAGCAGAGACGGCCGCCGGCCUCGUGAGGAGCCACGAGGCCCUGCAGCUUGGACCUGGGCCUCCGUGGUGCCAGGAGCUCCAGAGCCAGCUGGAGGGAGGAGUGCUGACACCCCCAGGGGGACUGUCGGGAGCCCAAGCCCCACGUGGGAUCUGGAUGCUGCUCCGACGGUGCGGGGCCUGGCAGGUGUCAGAGACGGCAGCCCCGUGACCCACCGAAACAGAUGGCACCUGGGGUCUGAGCAGCCCACAGGGAACAUUUUGCAUUCUUUAUUAAAUCUGCUGUCCUAG